AUGAAACGUAGUAACGAUAACAGCAAUCAAAGUCAUGAAGAUGCUAAAAAAGCAAGGCAUAAUCCAAAUAAUAGUAGUGGCAACGUUUUUUUAACAAGAGCUGAUUAUUAUCAUAAAGCCGCUCCGUUGAGAUUAAAGCAACCCACAAAUCGACCUUCAAAAAUUUAUCAAAAAUAUUCUACAAAUGUUAUUAGACGAACUGUAUAUCUUGGAAAUUUACCACCAAAUGUAGAAGUUUAUAAACUUAUAAAUCAAAUCAAAGUUGGUCCAUUAGAGUCUGUAAAACUACAUCCUGACAGAAUUUGUGCAUUCAUUUCUUUUAUGAAUGCUACUCUUGCAAAAGCAUUUUAUGAUGAAGCUACGAACAACCAAAUUUUUUAUGAAGGUCAAGAACUUUACGUUGGUUGGGGUAGAUUAUCAGCUGUACCUUUAGGUGUUCAAUUAGCUGUUGAAGAAAACAAUGCUUCACGUAACGUUCUCCUAGAAAAUUUGGAUGAUUCGAUCACUGAAAGGAUUUUACAUAGAGAUUUGGCUGAAUAUGGUUAUAUUGAUACUAUUCAAAUUAUCAGAGAAAAAAAGAUUGGAUUAGUUCAUUUCUGGAAUAUUUCAAGUGCCAUUAGAGCAGUUGAAUCAUUACCAUCAAAAUACGCAUACAAAAAGGUUAAAGUUGAUUAUGCCAAAGACCGGUGUGAAAUAUAUAUGCAAAACACUCUCCUUCAAAGCUUUGGAAAUAAGGCAUCUCAUAAUCCUUAUCUUGAUGUUAUGUCAACAACUCGUAAUCCUUAUCUUAAUGAUGUGACAACAACUCGUAAUCCUUAUCUUAAUAAUGUGUCAAUUCAUGAUCAUAAUCUUAAUGCUAUGUCAUCAAUUCAUAAUCAUAAUCUUAAUGCAUGCACUUUAUUUCACAAAAGAUAUCAUCCCAAUGAAAAUCAACACGCAUUAUCUGAAGAAACUAUGGCAAAUGUCACUAGCAAUGUUGGAAACCGAAGUGUUUAUCUUGGAAAUAUUCACCCCUCAACUAGGUCUGAAGAAAUUUGUAAUUAUAUUCGUGCCGGUAAUCUUGAAUGUAUUCAAUACAUCCCGAAAAAACAAGUCGCAUUUGUCAGAUUCGUUGAUCCAAACAGUGCAGCGAGCUUUUUGUUUAUGGCACAAAAUUUAGGCUUGGUAAUCAAAAAUAGAAAACUUAAAGCUGCUUGGGGGGACAAUCCAGGACCAUUGCCUAAAGAUAUAGAGCAUGAAGUGAAUAACAGGCAUGCUUCUCGUAAUAUUUAUAUUGGAAAACUUGGUGAAGGAAUGACCGAAGAAAAACUAUAUAAUGACUUUAAAAAGUACGGCGAAAUAGAAUCAACCAAUCUUGUCAAAGAAAAAUCAUGUGGAUUUGUCAACUUUAUGUCUAUUAGUUCUGCAAUCAGAGCAAUGAAGCUUAUUAAAGGAAAUGACGAUUACAAAGACUGUUAUAUUAAUUAUGGAAAAGAUCGUUGUGGUGAUUGUAGUGACGCCAAAAAUAGAAAACUUAAGGCUGCUGAGGAUGACAAUCCAGGACCAUUGUCUGAAGAGGAUGAAAUGAAUAACAGGCCUCCUUCUCGUAAUGUUUAUAUUGAAAAACUUGGUGAAGGAAUGACCGAAGAAAAACUAUAUAAAGACUUUAAAAAAUGUGGCAAAAUAGAAUCAAUCAUUCUUGACAGAGAAAAAUCAUGCGGAUUUGUCAACUUUAUGUCUAUUGGUUCUGGAAUCAGAGCAGUGAAACGCAUUAAAAGAAAAAGUGGUUACAAAAACUGUUAUAUUAAUUAUGGAAAAGAUCGUUGUGAUGAUGGUAGCGAUACAAAUAAAAAUAACAAAUAA
Entrophospora sp. SA101 is the source of this 1842-nucleotide messenger RNA. NCBI's taxonomy places the organism in Eukaryota, Fungi, Glomeromycota, Glomeromycetes, Entrophosporales, Entrophosporaceae. The record is from the annotation of a GenBank genome assembly.